AUGGAAAAUGCCAAGGAAGCGAAGAAGCGUAAAAUGUUUUCAAAAAAUCAAUCGAGAGUAUCAAGUAAAGGAAGAAACAUAACAACUCCAAAAAAUAUUUUGAGCACUUCCGAGGAUAAAUUAACCAUAAAAAAGUCUAAGAAAUCAUCUUCAUUAGAUGAAAAAAUGAAGGUUUUAAAGAAUCUUGCAGUACAAUUUCAGUUAAGAGAUACUACAAAUAUAUCCGGUGAAAAAAAUUCUCCUGCUCUUGUUAAUCCUGGAAUUACAACUGGUUCCAACAAUUCAUCAUUGCUUCAUGUUUCUAAAGGAAAAUCAAACCAGUCGAAACAAAAAAAAAUUGAUCAUUCAUCUGGUGAAAAAAAUUCUCCUGCUCUUGUUAAUCCUGUAAUUACAACUGGUUCCAACAAUUCAUCAUUGCUUCAUGUCUCUAAAGGAAAAUCAAAUCAGUCAAACCAAAAAGAAAUUGAUAAUUUGUAA
Messenger RNA from Leptopilina heterotoma, 477 nucleotides. RefSeq lists its product as uncharacterized. The record is from RefSeq and is a predicted model, not a curated record. The transcript has 3 exons. Bases 1 to 477 code for a protein of 158 amino acids. NCBI's taxonomy places the organism in Eukaryota, Metazoa, Arthropoda, Insecta, Hymenoptera, Figitidae.